CAUCACACAGCCGACCGGCAGUCAGGAGGCGUCGGGCACGGAGCACCGCUCGCAGCAUCAGCAGCUGGUGGCAGAACUCGACCGGGACUGAUCCCCCACUCCCCCAGCGCCGUCGGAGGCAGCAGGUUCUUGAUCGCUGGAAGGCGUCGAAAUGAAGCUGAAGCAGACGUUUCUCUCGCUGCUGCUGCUGCUGGGAACCAUGGCCACAAUGCAGUGCAAGGAGCUUCUUCUGCGCAUGAAACGAGGAGCUCGGUCUAGAAGAGCCCCAUGCAAAGACCCGUCAACCCAACAGAGGUACCAGCGAAACGAGAAUUGGCUGCGCUAUGUCAAUGCACACGUUGAAUAUUGUCGGUGCGAGAGCAGAGGCAGCUUCUGCCACAGGGUGCCUGUCAAAGUCUGCACGAAGGCGCAGUGUUCCAACGGGGGCCACUGCUGGGAAGCCUUAUACUCACCCAGCCUCUUCGUCUGCGUCUGCCGCCCAGGCUACUCUGGGACACACUGUGAGAUUGAUAACAAAGCUGUGUGUUACGAGGACGCAGGAGACACCUACAGCGGGAUGUGGAGCAUGACUAAUGGCGGAAUUGAGUGCUUAAACUGGGACAACGAUGCGUUGGCAGAGGGGUACAAUGCGCGCCAGCCGGGUGCUCUGAAGCUGGGUCUUGGCAAACACAACUACUGUCGAAACCCAGAUAAGAGCACCAAACCCUGGUGCUACAUUUUCAAAGCCGGAAAGUACUUGUGGGACUACUGCACCAUCCCUCCUUGCUCCAAUAAAAAGCACACGUGUGCUUCUGGAAUGGGCACCGACUACCGAGGCCGCCACAGCCACACGGUAUCUGGUGCCGCUUGCAUGAGGUGGGACUCCGACGUUCUUCGCAGCACGACGUACAACGCCUGGUCGACUCGUGCAAAAGAAUUGGGCCUCAGCAGCCACAACUACUGCCGAAAUCCCGACCGUGACCUCCAUCCAUGGUGCCACGUGGACAAAGAUGGAAAGAAAAAAUGGGAGUACUGCGACGUCCCGGCCUGCUCCACGUGUGGAAUGAGGAGGCCCAACACAGUCCAGGAGCGGAUCGUAGGCGGCUCUUAUUCACAAAUCCAGUCCCACCCGUGGCAGGCGGCCAUUUUUGCCAAGUCCCGAGGCGUGGAGUACUUCUUCUGCGGUGGGAUUCUGAUCAGCCCCUGCUGGGUCCUCUCUGCCGCCCACUGCUUCACGAACAGGAGAGAUGCCCAAAGCCUCAAGAUUGUGUUUGGCAGGACGUCCCGCGUCAAACCCGAAAAGGACGAACAGGUGUUCGAAAUGGAGAAAUACAUCCUGCAUAAGCAUUUUGUCCCUGAGACAUACGACAACGAUAUCGUGCUGCUGAAACUGAAGCCCAAGUCUGGCAAGUGUACCACAGAGACUGACUUCGUUCGGGCCGUCUGUCUCCCGGAACCUGGCCUGAAGCUGCCGGCAUGGACGGAAUGCGAGAUCUCUGGUUAUGGCAAGCACAAGGAAUCUUCUCCUUUCUACUCGGAGCGCCUGAAGGAAGGACAUGUGAGGCUGUAUCCGGACCGUGAAUGCACACCCGAACGACUCUACAACAGGACAGUCACAAAGAACAUGUUGUGUGCAGGCGACACCAGGGAGUUGGAUGACGCCUGCAAGGGUGAUUCCGGAGGACCCCUGGUUUGUCUGAACGAGGGCCGUAUGAACCUCAUGGGGAUUAUCAGCUGGGGUGUGAAAUGCGGAUUGAAAGGCGUACCAGGCGUUUACACGAACGUGAUUCGCUAUCUGAGCUGGAUCCGGGAGAACAUGACAGCCUGAGCCGCUCCAGGCUUCCAGGAUCUCCUUGCAUCAGGGAGAGACAGCGGACGCCGCAACAAGGAGAUGUCGUUCAUGUGUGUGUUUGAACUGACACAUGGCAGUUAGGGGAGAGACAGGGCACCUUUUUCUCCUCUUCCAAGGCCAUGUUUUAGACAUCUAUUUAUUUAUUUCUGGGGCUGCACCAACUGACACAGACAUAGCUGUUCCAAUAACACACACACACACACACACACACACCCUGUUCCCAGGAAAUUCAAGGGAUUGCUAGGAAGCUGAUUGUGUACAGCAGCCUUCCUCAACCUGGGGCGCUCCAGAUGUGUUGGACUACAACUCCCAGAAUGCCCCAGCCAGCUGGCUGGGGCAUUCUGGGAGAUGCAGUCCAACACAUCUGGAGCGCCCCAGGUUGAGGAAGGCCGCUCUACACAAUAAGGUUCAGUUCCAGAAGCACCUAGAAGGCAAACCUCCAUUUAAUUUUGUUUUGUAAAGGGGGCCAGUGGACGCUAUGCGCAUUAGUGCACAGAUUAAUGUUCCAGACCCAUAGUGGAUCUGAAUGGUAACUGCUUAGAACCACAUCCAGUCACUCCUUUCCUAAUGUUACCUAGAAUUUUCAGGAUGUUAAGAGAGGGGCGGGAAAGGAAUUCUUCCAUGUCACCUGUGACUAGAGAUGUAAAGGCCUGGAAAAAACCCAGAAAAAAUAGGGAAAAAACCCUUUUUCCCGAAGCCUCUUUUGUUCCCCCCCCCCCCAAAAUUGGAAAAAUUGAAAAAAAUAAAGAAAAACGGAUUAUGGGAUGUUUUAUUUUAGCAUGAUGAAUAAAAUGUUGAUAAGACAAGGUGUUCAGAUACUUACUUCUCCAAAUGAUUUCUAAAAACUGUACAGUAUCAGAUUAUUACAAUGUCUGUGCACCAAGGACAAGCAAGUCCUAGGUUGCAAACUGAGACUACAACUCUCAAAUGCAAGAGCAAGGUGCAUUUCUGCCUCUAGGGGGCAGCACUGCCAUGGAAGCAGAGACUGAAACUAUUAGUGAUAGCGAUAGCUCAGAAAAUGAGUCUGAUUAAAUUUCAUGCAUAUUCGUUGAAUCUUAGUGCCCCCUUUUUUCUCAGUUCUUUUUGUGGGAAUGGGGGCUUUAUGUCUUGACACUAGAGGACUAGCGGAGACAUAAAUAAUUUUCUUUGUUACUAAUGUUGGUGGUUUCUUCUGGUUUUUUUUUUUUUUAAUUGAUUUUUUUUUUUGCCUGCUCCUCAUAAACUGGCAGAACCAAAGAGGUUCCUAACAGUUCAAGAGCUUGUAGCUCCAUUAGUUACCAAAAAAAAAAGUUUAAAAAGUAAAUUAAAUUGGUAAUAAUUGUUUGAAUAUACUGUACUUUUAAUAUACCAAAUGUAAUAAUUUUAUGCCAAACCAACUUGGACAUAAUUACAUUUUAUGUUCCUAAAGUAACAAAGUGACUUUCAAUCUGUAAAAAGUGCUAAUAUUGCAUUAUUUCAAUUUUUCCGAAAAUUUCCGUUUCCCCCCGAAAACCCCCAGAAAAAAACUGGUUUUUUUCCAUGGCUUCAAAAUUUCUGGAAAUUUUACAUCUCUACCUGUGACUCCAGUUGCCUUGUGCAAAGUGGUAAUAGCAGUGGGGGUUGGUUUGGGUUUUGGUGUGUGUAUAUUACAGACCCUUUGCUGGUCUUGGGGUCCCCUGUUACACUCCUGAUCUCACCAUUUUUGGAGUCUGCUUUUGCAAAACAAAGGCAGCAAACAGGCUAUUCUGAAGUCCUAGCCUACAUCAGAAGGGCUGGCAAAAGAGAACCACGUCCUAUGUGCUGAAGAAUGGAAUUCAUUGCCAAAGGGGGUAUUUUAAUUAGGGGGCGACCAACUCCCGGCCCAAAAUAAAUCAGACUCCAGCUUUGCUGGCAUUUCAACUUCUCUCAAACCAAGCCUAUCCGGCACUGUCGCCUCCAUCCCCAAACUUAGAAAGAUUAUUUUUAUACUGUGUAGAUAUUCAAUUUUUUUCUGUACAAAAACAACAAAAGCUUUAACAUAUUCUGAUGUGCGUUGGAAUGAGAGACGUGUUUCCUACUGCUGUUUGGAAAGAAUGUUAUUUUAAUGUUGUGUCUAUCUAGUGAAUUAAACUAUAUGAAUUUA
This is a messenger RNA of Elgaria multicarinata webbii, 3932 nucleotides long. It is a transcript of the gene PLAT, whose product is annotated as plasminogen activator, tissue type. NCBI's taxonomy places the organism in Eukaryota, Metazoa, Chordata, Lepidosauria, Squamata, Anguidae. The transcript has 14 exons. The record is from RefSeq and is a predicted model, not a curated record. Gene Ontology annotation, biological process: smooth muscle cell migration; plasminogen activation; platelet-derived growth factor receptor signaling pathway. Gene Ontology annotation, cellular component: extracellular region. Gene Ontology annotation, molecular function: serine-type endopeptidase activity. The coding region runs from base 152 to 1807 and encodes 551 amino acids.